This is a messenger RNA of Oppiella nova, 1736 nucleotides long. The record is from the annotation of a GenBank genome assembly. Lineage: Eukaryota; Metazoa; Arthropoda; Arachnida; Sarcoptiformes; Oppiidae.
AUGUCAUCAUAUUUAUGGCGGACGACAUGGGAUGGGCUGACGUGGGCUACCACUCCGACCACAUCCUGACCCCAAACAUCGACACAUUGGCCGCCGAUGGCGUCGUAUUAAACAAUUUCUACGUACAACCCGUUUGCAACCCGAGUAGGGGUGCCCUACUCACCGGUAGACAUCCCAUGCAUUUUGGUUUUCAAUAUUUGGGGGCAUUAAGGCCUUUUAUGGCCACUGGUUUGCCCCUACACUUUAAAUUAUUACCACAAUAUCUGAAGCAGUAUAGUUAUGCCACGCAUAUUGUGGGAAAAUGGCAUUUAGGUUUUAUGAACCGUGAAUACACGCCUACAUACCGGGGCUUUGACUCGCACGUGGGUUAUUGGACUAACAGGCAAUUCUAUUUCAAUCAUACUAAUUGUGACCCACAUGACCGGGUCAGUUGUGGCUAUGAUUUCCGACAUAACAUGGAUGUCAUUACAAACGCGUCGGGAGUUUAUUCAACACAUUAUUUCACCGACAGAUGCCUUCAUAUCAUCGAUGAGCACAACAUAUCUGAGCCACUGUUCCUAUAUAUGCCACACCAGGCCCUACAUGUGUCGGCUAAUAAGUUUCCGGUGGAGGCGCCCCAGGAGUACAUCGAUAUGUUUGCGUACAUCGAGUCCGAUGUGAGGCGAGGGUUGGCCGCCGCGGCCUACAGUAUGGACGAGUCGAUCGGUGCGGUUAUCGAGCGCCUACACUCGAGACAAAUGUUGGAAAACAGUAUUAUUAUAUUUAUGAGCGAUAAUGGGGGAACUACUGGCGCUGGUUUCUCAAAUGGUGGAUCUAAUUGGCCGCUAAGGGGAAUGAAACUGGAAUAUUUUGAGGGAGGUAUCAGAGUCCCGGCGUUCAUGUGGAGUCCAUUGUUGAACAAAAGUAGUUACGUAUCGGACGCCAUGAUUCACGUGACAGACGUAUUGCCCACCAUUUUAGAUGCCGUCGAUAACAGCGCCGGCAUAUUGAAUGAACAAAUUAUUUAUGAGAAUAUUGUGGGCGACAGACGUCGCUCACGACUGAAUAGCUUUCACAUCCCCUUCCGCCCUGAAUCGGAUUUAACGCGUAUUUUCCACCCCUCGAGCGGGACAGCCGCUGGCAACGGUAAAUCUCAAUGGAGAGUACUAUCAAAUAAUGAACUCCCGGUGCGAACGGAAAUCAUACAUAAUAUCGAUUAUUUGCUUAAUAUAUCGGCCAUUCGGUGGUACGACUGGAAACUUAUUCAGAAUCCAAAACUUGUCGCAUAUGAAAGGUCGGGCCAAUGGGUGCGACCUCUGGGCUAUCAAAACAUCGGUCUAAACCGAAAAUCGCUACAAACGCUGCAGUCUAAGGAUCGCGUGAAUAGUAAAUCAUAUAAAGUGUUGUCACAAAUGAAUAGACGACCCGAUUAUGAGGUGCUGAAGGAGUCGGUGGUAGAGUGCGAACCACAUGAACCUACCGACCCGGCCAACAAUGACUGCACAACUGAGUUGUGUUUGUUUAACAUACGGGACGACCCGUGCGAAUACCAUAACCUGAUUGGGGAAACGGAUCCCCAGUUUGUGGAGUUCUUGUGGCAGAAAUUGGUUGCUUUUAACGAGACGUCUGUACCGCCGCUUACAGUCAUUGGUGUUGAUCCGCGCAGUGAUCCUAAGCUUCACAAUAAUACGUGGAUUAACUGGUUGGACAGGGAGGACAUGGGGGACAGUAUGGUUAUGACAAGAAGCGAAUUAUAA